Molecule: messenger RNA, 1489 nt
Organism: Dermatophagoides pteronyssinus (European house dust mite)
Lineage: Eukaryota; Metazoa; Arthropoda; Arachnida; Sarcoptiformes; Pyroglyphidae
Product: NDP-glycosyltransferase YjiC-like
Molecular function (GO): UDP-glycosyltransferase activity
Source: RefSeq, a predicted model, not a curated record
UUAUAUAUAAAAAUCAUUUGGAAAUGGAUUAAAGAGGUACAAACAACAAAAUGUCUGAUGAGAAAAAAUCCUUGAAAAUUUUCAUCUAUACUAGUGAUGGUGUUGGUCAUAUAAAUGCCUGUGUUGGACUUGGCCAAGCAUUAAUCAAAUAUGGUGGACAUCGAAUAUAUUUUAUUUGUUCAACAACAUUUGCCGGUACAUUCAAACAAUAUGGUUUUGAAGAAAUUGUAAUGACAAUGAAACAACAAGCUGAUGAAUCAAACGAGAAUGCCGAACAAGAUAGACAAAUACACCCGUUAUUAGCAAUGAAAAUGAGAGUAAAAAAAUUACAAGAAACUGGUCUAUUAUCUGAUCGAAAACCGAUUGAAAAAUUAGAUUGUUUUAGUUCGAAUGAAGAAGAUUCUAUUGGUAAUCAUAUGUUUAAUGAAUCAGUUGAACAUCAUCAACAAAUUGUUGAUGCUGUUGAACGUGAACGACCUGAUUUGAUUAUUGUCGAUCAUUUUAUUGUUGAUCCAUUUAUUUUGUAUGAAAAAAUUCCAUGGGCAUUUUCCUGGAGUGGUAAUCCAACAUUUAUGUUUUCGAAUCAUCCAGAUAUACCACCACCAUGUUCAGGUUAUCCAUCAAAUGAUCGAACUGGUUGGGAUGAAUUUCGUCAGAAAUUUAAUGAAUCAUUUAAAAAAGAUAUUCGCACUAUUCAGAAUAAACUAAACAAACAUUUUGGCUAUCCAGAAUUGAAUGAUAAUAAUUUUUUUCCAUUUUCACCAUAUCUAAAUUUUUAUGGUUAUCCAAAAGAAUUGGAUUAUACCGAUAUUAUUGAAUUGCCUGAAAAUUUUAUUCAAUUAGAUGCAUUUUGUCGUCAAGAAACAAACGAACCAUAUGAAUUACCGGAUGAAUUUAAAUCAAAAUUGAAACCCAAUGAUAAAUUGAUCUAUGUAUCAUUAGGUUCAAUGGGAUCUAUUGAUGUUGAUCUAAUGAAACGAAUUGUACAGGCAUUAUCCAAAUCACCGUAUAAAUACAUUGUAUCAAAAGGUGCAUUACAUGAAGAAUAUGAUUUAGCAGAUAAUAUGUGGGGUGAAGCAUAUUUACCACAAAUUCGUAUACUACCAUUGGUCGAUAUGGUCAUAACACAUGGUGGUAAUAAUACAGUAACCGAAACAGUUUCUUAUGGAAAACCAAUGCUUGUUAUGCCAUUAUUUGCUGAUCAAUAUGAUAAUGCACAACGUAUUCGUGAAAAAGGUUUUGGUGAUCGUAUUGAAACAUAUCGUUUUGAAGAUGAUAAACUAAUUCAGUUGAUUGAUAAAAUUCUAAAUGAUAAUGAAAUUCAUGAACGAUGUCGAAAAGCUGCUGAACGUAUUCGGUCAGAUGAAUCGAAAAUUAAUGCAUGCAGAAAAAUUGAAAAAUUUUUUGAAAAUUUUUAUUCAAAAAAAUAAUUAAAAAAUUCCGACGCUAGAUGUCGUUGAUGAUUAAAAAUUCAAAUAAAAUACAAGUA